Cynoglossus semilaevis (tongue sole) is the source of this 2968-nucleotide messenger RNA. RefSeq names its product protocadherin alpha-13-like. NCBI's taxonomy places the organism in Eukaryota, Metazoa, Chordata, Actinopteri, Pleuronectiformes, Cynoglossidae. Gene Ontology annotation, biological process: homophilic cell-cell adhesion. The record is from RefSeq and is a predicted model, not a curated record. Gene Ontology annotation, cellular component: plasma membrane. Gene Ontology annotation, molecular function: calcium ion binding. The transcript has a single exon.
UAAAAGUUUAUCCAGAAAAAAGUUCUGUUUAAAUAUAUUAUGCCCUGGUCCACUUUUUAAAACCUAAGCAUUUCCAGCAUUUGCCCCAAAAUGCAACCUCUUGUCUAUUUCACUGUAGCAAAAAUAUUUUAAUUAGAUUUUUCCCUGAUUAUUUGAAAAAUAUUUGUCAUACUGUGACGUGUAUGUGCGCUAUCCGUUGUGCUGAAAACACCACUCUCGGUUUCCUGUGUGACUGAACAGAAAAAACAAGUGAAAAUCUUAUAUAAACUAUUGUGUAUAUUUAAACUGAUUUCAAAUCACGAAUUUUUAAGUCAAAUUGAGUGAUAAAAAGCUGAGGGGGCAGUUUUUUUUUUAAUCUAGCUUUUAUUAAUCCUUCUGUUUUGACGCAAGGGGUCGCAAUUGACCACAACUUAAUUUUAGUUUGAUUUUUCAGUCUCCUCCUCUUGUUGUGACGCAGGGCAAACGGCGAGUUCUUUGUCAGAGAUCGCGAUGAGAGCACAGGACUGGGGUGGAUUCCAUUGAAUACUGUAGUGUUUAGUCGCGUUUUUCUGGGAUGUACAGUUUUCCUCGUGGCCUUGUUUGGACAAUGGACGUCAGACGGAAUGAACAAAUCUUCUCUUGGCUCUUUGUCCUGUUUCUAUCUGACUGGUGCACUGCACAGAUUUCAUACUCUGUUUCUGAGGAGGUGGACAAAGGGACGGUGGUGGGGAAUAUCGCUAAGGAUUUAAAUGUCAACGUUCGGGAUCUGCAAACAAGGAAUUUCAACAUGGUUUCGGGAUACAGUAAGAAAUAUUUCGAGGCAAAUGUUAAGACGGGGGACGUGUAUGUGAACGAGCGAAUAGACCGUGAGGAGCUUUGUCCCAGCGCUGUGAAAUGCACGCUAAACUUCGAGGCUAUACUGAACAACCCCAUGGUGCUCCGCCGCAUUGAGGUGGUGAUUGUUGAUAUAAAUGACAACGCACCUACAUUCGUGGAGGAUUCUCAUUCUCUGAAUAUAUCUGAAUUUUCUCCAACCGGCGAGCACUUUUUGCUUCCUCUGGGUCUCGAUGCAGAUACAGGUAGUAAUUCUAUAAAAACAUACAAACUGGGACCGAAUGAAUAUUUCUCCUUAGACGUGCAGAAUAACGGAGAACAGAGUGUCUCUGCUGAGUUAGUGCUAGUGAAACCUCUAGAUAGAGAAAAACAGUCUGUUGUUAAGCUGACACUGACGGCUGUAGACGGCGGCAAUCCUCCCAAGAGUGGGUCGGUACAUAUACACGUCAACGUUUUAGACGUCAACGACAACACGCCUGUAUUUAGCAAGACACUUUACAAGGCACGGAUAAAUGAGAACUCUCCGGUGGGGUCAUUAGUGAUACAUCUUAAUGCCACGGACUUAGACGACGGCGACAACGGGAGAGUAGUUUACUCUUUUGUCAAGCGUGCUAACUUCAAUCCUGCAGAUAUGUUUUUUAUAAACGCAGAAACGGGAGAGAUCACGGUUAAAGGGGACUUAAAUCACGAAACACAGGCCGCGUAUGAAAUUCAUGUUCAAGCGACAGACAGAGGUUCCUCUCCGCGGAGGGCAAACGGGAAGCUUCUGGUGGAAGUAGUUGAUAUUAACGAUAAUGCCCCAGAAAUUGUAGUGACGUCACUAAUGAAUCCUGUAAAAGAGGAUGCUGAAAUAGGCAGUGUUGUGGCAUUGGUGACUGUGACCGAUAAAGACGGCGGAAAAAACGGUCAAACUAAUUGUAAGUUAGUUGGCUCUGCACCGUUUAAGCUAAAACCGAAUUAUAAAAAUUACUUCUCUUUAGUGGUAGAUGAUUCAUUGGACAGAGAAAAAAAUGUAUUUUACAAUGUCACAAUUCAGGCUACUGAUGAGGGGGUCCCACCCCUGUCCACUAGUAGCGUUCUUACUGUUCAUGUCUCUGACGUCAAUGAUAACGCACCUCGUUUCCUUCAGCCAUUUAUUAACAUUUAUGUAAAAGAAAACAGUCCAGUUGGAAAUCGUAUUUUCACUGUAACUGCAGUAGAUCCCGACAUCAAUGAAAAUGCAAAAGUAACGUACUCCGUUAUUGCUGACUCAAAAAAUGUUCCUAUAACUUCUACUAUAAACAUCAACUCGGAGACUGGAGAUUUAACCAGUUUACAGUCGUUCAAUUACGAGGAGUUAAAAACGUUCCAGUUUAAAGUCCAGGCCACAGACUCUGGUGUUCCUCCGCUCAACAGCAACGUGACUGUAAACGUUUUCAUUCUAGAUGACAAUGAUAAUAGUCCCAAUAUUCUUGCGCCAUAUUCUGAACACGGCUCUGUUUACAGUGAGACCAUACCCUAUAAUGUUGAAGCAGGACACAUUGUGGCAAAGGUCAGGGCUGUAGACUCAGACUCUGGAUACAACGCACUUCUUUCUUAUCACCUCUCUGAGACCAAAGGAAACAACCUGUUUCGGAUCGGAACCAGCACUGGAGAAAUUAAGACUAAGAGGAGAAUGAGUGACAAUGACCUGAAAACUCAUCCUGUAGUGGUGCAGGUUUCUGAUAAUGGCGAGCCCUCUUUGACGUCCACUGUGUCUAUAGAGGUGGUGGUGGUUGAAAGUUCAGCUGACAUCCAGACUCAGUUCAGACAUGUGCCAAUAAAGGAGGACAACUUUUCUUCUUUGAACCUCUAUCUUCUGAUUGGCAUCGUGUCAGUGUCGGCCAUCUUUCUACUGAGCCUCAUCAGUUUAAUAGCCGUCAAAUGCCACCGAACCGACAAUAGGUUCAACAGGUACAGCGCCCCCAUGAUCACCACACACCCUGACGGGAGCUGGUCUUAAUCCAAAGAAACUCAGCAGUAUGACGUCUGCUUCAGUUCAGACACUCUAAAGAGUGACGUAGUGGUUUUCCCUGCACAGUUACCACCUCUAGAUGGGGAGCUGAUCAGUAUAAAUGGAGGAGACACGUUUAACAGGACUCAGACUUUACCAAAUAAAGAAAAGGUGAGUUACUAA